CGGCAGCCUCGGAGUGACGUCCCUCAAAGUUCUCAUUUUGGUCCCCCACUUCCCCCUCCCUUUCGUCCCCCAGCUAAAGAGGGGUAGGGAGUGAUGCAAAUGUUUUAUUACCUUUGAGAGCUUCAUCCGAACUGUCAGGCCCGGAGGGAGAGAGGAAAGGAGAGAAAGAGCGGAGGAGCCGCGGAGAGGGUCAGUUUGGCCAGAGGACAGGACUUAGAAGACCGAAGCCUGGGAAGCCGCGAAGAAAAUGCCAGAGAGGAGAGUCAAAGGCUGAGAGUGAGAGGGAGAGAGGGCGCGGGGGUGGGGCGGGGGUCGCCAGGCCCGUUUGCAGAAGUGGACUGACGAGCGGCGCCGAAACCCAGCCGUCAGACUUUUCACACUUAGUCUUUUGUUUUUCUGUGCUUUUUCCUCCCCCUUUUUCUUUUCGAUAUUGCAACUCCAGUGCCCCGUGGCCCAUACGGCAAGGCGGGUGGAGGUGAGGAUCUGGCAGCCACGGGGAUCCGUGGCACUGCCCUUUCUGGCGCAGCAGCCCGGGCAGCGCGGGCGGAGGAAGCCCGCACAGAGGCUAGAUCUCCCGCGGGCUGGAUGCGCUUUCUUCCCGGGCACAGUGAGCGUCGAAUGCGAAUCAGCUACGCGGCCGAAAGAGCAGAGCAUCCCAGUAAGAUCAGAGGAGCGCCACGGGCUGCACAAGGCGUCCUUUGAACCUCCCCAAAGAAAGCAAGCCACCCCCACCCUCCAACUUCAAAGUGGAGAUUCGGCAACUAACUUUACUACAAACUCUCUGGAGCCAGCCUGGGUUUUGUUUUGCUUAUUUCCCGGGGGGCAGAAGAUGAGAAGUAGCGCACUUUGAACAGCUAGGAAAAGUGAGGAAGAGAAAAGAGCCAGGGAUCGAAUCUAGGACUCGCGGAACGAAAGGACUGCCUAGCCCGCCGGGACGCCUGCUCUUCUCGGCGAGCUGCCGCCUCCCGCGUGGAGGGUUUGGACAUCUCUGCUGCGCAGCUAGGGGAGCAACUCCCGGCGGCGGCAUUCUUGGUCCAGUUGGCAGCUCGCCUCCGGGCGCCCCGAGUGCCUCUCCGCUCGCGCCCUCGGCGCUUCCGGCUCCUCUGAGCCCCGCGGGGGGCACCAGCCAGCCCCUUCGCUGCAAGGCUACGGUCUCCGGCCUGGCCGUGGGAUGUUAGCGCUGGGGGCAAUGGAGGGCACCCGGCAGAGCGCAUUCCUGCUCAGCAGCCCUCCCCUGGCCGCCCUGCACAGCAUGGCCGAGAUGAAGACCCCGCUGUACCCUGCCGCCUAUCCCCCGCUGCCUGCCGGCCCCCCCUCCUCCUCAUCCUCGUCGUCGUCCUCCUCGUCGCCCUCCCCGCCUCUGGGCACCCACAACCCAGGCGGCCUGAAGCCCUCGGCCACGGGGGGGCUCUCAUCCCUCGGCAGCCCCCCGCAGCAGCUCUCGGCCGCCACCCCACACGGCAUCAACGACAUCCUGAGCCGGCCCUCCAUGCCUGUGGCCUCGGGGGCCGCCCUGCCCUCCGCCUCGCCCUCCGGUUCCUCCUCCUCGUCUUCCUCGUCCGGCUCUGCCUCCUCCGCCUCUGCCGCUGCCGCAGCUGCUGCCGCGGCCGCAGCCGCCGCUUCAUCCCCGGCGGGGCUGCUGGCCGGACUGCCCCGCUUUAGCAGCCUGAGCCCGCCGCCGCCGCCGCCCGGGCUCUACUUCAGCCCCAGCGCGGCGGCCGUGGCCGCGGUGGGCCGGUACCCCAAGCCGCUGGCUGAGCUGCCCGGCCGGACGCCCAUCUUCUGGCCCGGAGUGAUGCAGAGCCCGCCCUGGAGGGACGCACGCCUGGCCUGUACCCCUCAUCAAGGAUCCAUUUUGUUGGACAAAGACGGGAAGAGAAAACACACGAGACCCACUUUUUCCGGACAGCAGAUAUUCGCCCUGGAGAAGACUUUCGAACAAACAAAAUACUUGGCGGGGCCCGAGAGGGCUCGUUUGGCCUAUUCGUUGGGGAUGACGGAGAGUCAGGUCAAGGUCUGGUUCCAGAACCGCCGGACCAAGUGGAGGAAGAAGCACGCUGCCGAGAUGGCCACGGCCAAGAAGAAGCAGGACUCGGAGACCGAGCGCCUCAAGGGGGCCUCGGAGAACGAGGAAGAGGACGACGACUACAACAAGCCUCUGGAUCCCAACUCGGACGACGAGAAAAUCACGCAGCUGCUGAAGAAGCACAAGUCCGGCGGCGGCGGCGGCGGCGGCCUCCUACUGCACGCGUCCGAGCCGGAGAGCUCAUCCUGAACGCCGCCGCCCGCCGCACCUUCCCGGCUCCGGCCUCCACUUCUGGGGCCGCGAGGAGCGCGGGGACCGCGUGCACGCCGCGCCUGCCGGCUCCUCGGGGCCCGGAGGACCCGGCCCUGCCUGCGGGGACCCUUUGCUAUUUUUGAGAUGUACAUAUCUAUUUUUUUAACCUUGAAGUUGUGGGAGGGGAUGUGGGGGAGAGAGACUCCGGGGUUGAUAAGGCAAGGAAGACCACCAAAUGCACUGCGUAAAUGUCGCUACUGAAACCCGCAGCCGGGCCACGGUCCCAGCGCCGUCCCUAUCGGCGGGCAGCGGCCUCAGCGCCCGGGUCCCCCUCGCCCCCAGAUUUUGCCCCCUCGGGCGGCGGGGUAGGGGGCGCCGAGAGGUGCUGUGGGAGGGUUCACGCCCACCGCGCGGGGGACCUCGGAGCGAAGCGGGCGGGCGCUGCCACCGAUGGGAAGAGGGACGUUUCCCCCCCACACACUGCUGUGCAACUAAAGUAACCUGUUGAAGGCUCUUUGUAAAUAAAUCGUGAGUUACACUGACUAGAAGUUACUUUAUUGUGAAUAUUUAAAAUGUAAAAUGCUUUUUUGAAUUUCGUAUAAAAAGAUGGACCUUCUUCCUUCUCUUCCUCCCCUUUGAAGAGCGACUCAAGCCACACCUUCCCUUUUAUUUUGAACUUAAUUUGAGAAGCGUAGAAUAGAAUGUCCUCACCUUCUCCGUUCCCUCCUCUCGUUCCUCUUUCCCGUUUGGAUUUGCAGAAUCUCACCUGUCCCCUUCACCUCUUUUCGCCCUGCCCUGCCCUGCCGACCCCCGGAGCUGCACUGCGCUCCCGCCCCCCCGGACUUGAAGUGGAAGACGUGGGAACCAGGGAGGGCCUCUCACCUGCCUCCCUGUUCCUCUCUGAAAUUGCACAGUCGUUUGUUGCUAUUUAUUAGUGAUUUAAAGAAAAUAUGGGGGAGGGAGGGGCUACAAUAGCUUGUAUUUAACUCCUUUCUGAUAAAAAUGCGUGUUAAAGUAGGUGGUGGGAAUCGUUACAACCGCUCUGGGUCUGAAACAUAAAAAUUCAUUUAGUUGCUGUAAUUGAAUUUGAAGUGUUUUGUAUCAUAAGAAUACUAUAGAAUAUGUAAAUUGUUUUCUUUUUACAGCUAAUAAUGGUGAUAUAUUAGCAUCUUUAACCUUUAUUAAUUUAUAUAAGGAAUUCGGUUUGUAAAGAGAAGAAAACCCCCUUUGCAAGACCAGUUAAAUGUAAUGCACUUUCUGUUUCAAAGGAUAAAUCAAAUUAAAAAACAGUUUGAAGACGUCUGUUGCCUUGAAUGAAAGGGUACAGAUAAUCUGAUCUCAUCAGAGAUCUCAAAUAAUAAAAGUCAA
Molecule: messenger RNA, 3646 nt
Organism: Pongo pygmaeus (Bornean orangutan)
Lineage: Eukaryota; Metazoa; Chordata; Mammalia; Primates; Hominidae
Gene: NKX6-1
Product: NK6 homeobox 1
Exons: 3
Coding region: 1172-2275 (367 amino acids)
Biological process (GO): cell differentiation; regulation of transcription by RNA polymerase II
Cellular component (GO): nucleus
Molecular function (GO): RNA polymerase II cis-regulatory region sequence-specific DNA binding; DNA-binding transcription factor activity, RNA polymerase II-specific
Source: RefSeq, a predicted model, not a curated record